AACCCCCCCCCCCCAGCAGGAAUAUAUCCAGCACCAGAAGGCCCGAAAGUGACUUGACCCCCCCUGCAGACCAUGAUGUUUCGCGAUCAGGUGGGCGUGCUAGCCAGCUGGUUCAAGGGGUGGAACGAGUGCGAGCAGACGGUGGCUCUGCUGUCGCUGCUGAAGAGGGUGAGCCGGACCCAGGCCCGCUUCCUGCAGCUGUGCCUGGAGCACUCCCUGGCCGAGUGCACCGAGCUGCAGGUCCUGGAGGCGGAGGCCAACAGCCCAGGGGUGAUCAGCCAGUGGCAGGCUGAGUCUAAGGAGCGCGUCAUCUCUCUCGUCCUCACCCACCUCCCGCUGCUCAAACCUGGCAACGUCGAGGCCAAAGGCGAGUACAUGCGCCUGCUGCCGCGCAUCCUGGCCCACACCAUUGAGCACGGCCGCCACCUGGAGGAGUCUCGCCAGCUCCUCUCCUACGCCCUCAUCCACCCCGCCACCUCCCUGGAGGACCGCUCCGCCCUGGCGCUCUGGCUCAACCACCUGGAGGAGAGGGCCGCCGCCCGGGGAGACUCGCUCGAGAGGCCUCCUCCCUCCGGGCCGCACCACCACCACCACCACCAGUCCACGCCUCCGUCAACGCUCUCCUCAUCAGGCUCCUCCUCCUCCUCCACCAACACCUCUUCAUCGGGCAACCCCUACUCCUUGCAUCACCACCAGCGCUACGGCUCUGACGACCGCCUCAACGGGUGGCAGAGCUCCAGGGACUCGGGCCUGGGCGGAGGCUGGCAUCAGCAGCAGCACGGCUCUGAGAACGGGCACCUGCUUCUCUACCCAUCGUCCUCUGUGCCGGCAACCAUCAACGCUGUGGGAACCGGUGGAGGCGGCACCGCCGCCCUGACGAGUGGAGGCGGCGGCCAGCAGCACAGCCCCCUGAAGCGCUCCGUGUCCCUCACGCCGCCCAUGAGCGGCCCCAGCAACCAGCCUCUGGGCCACGUCUGGCUGUCCCAGGAGGACCUGCGCACCGCCAGGGGCCCGGCCCCAGACCACGCGCCCCUGUCCCCCCAGAGCAGCAUCGCCUCCUCGGGCAGCGGAGGCAGUGAGCACCUGGAGGAGGCCGGUUUGGGAGGAGGCUCGGGUCUCCAUCGCAGCUCCUUCCACGACGAUGGCAGCGGCAUGAGGGAUGUUCCUGCCUGGCUGAAGAGUCUCCGUCUCCAUAAGUAUGCCGCUCUCUUCUCCACGAUGACCUACGAUGAGAUGAUGUCGCUGACUGAAGAACAGCUAGAGGCACAGAAGGUCACCAAAGGAGCGCGGCACAAGAUUGUUAUCAGCAUUCUGAAGCUCAAGGAGAGGCAGAACCUGCUGCGCAGCUUGGAGAAGGAUGUGUUGGAGGGCAGUAAUCUGCGCGCCCCGCUGCAGGAGCUCCACCAGAUCGUCAUGACGCCCAUCAAGGCGUUCCUCGGCGGCGAGGAGGCCUCCCUGCAGCGCCGCGCCCCGCUGAGCUCCGAGGGCAAGAGCGCCGCGCCCGGAGCCCACCUGUCCGGGGGCGGCGGAGGGGAGGCGGAGGCGGGCACCAGCGUCAUCGCCGAGGGGGAUCUACCCGGCCAGUUCACCCGCGUCAUGGGCAAAGUUUGUACCCAGCUCCUGGUGUCGAGGUCAGACGAGGACAACAUCAGCUCCUACCUGCAGCUCAUCGACAAGUGCCUUAUCCACGAGUCCUUCACCGAGACGCAGAAGAAGAGGCUGUUGUCAUGGAAACAACAGGUGCAGAGGCUGUUCCGGUCCAUUCCAAGGAAAACGCUCCUCGACCUCGCAGGGUACCGAUUGCAGAGGAGCCGUUUCGGCCAGUCCAACUCUCUCCCCACCGCUGGCUGUGUCGGGGGCAGCGUGUCGGCCCGGAGGAGCCUUCGCCAGUUCCAGAUGCCCUCCAGGAGUUUACCCGGCGCCCGGCCCCUGCUGGGCAGCGGGGCCCUGCUGGGACCCACACCUCGUAGCUCCAGCAGCACCCCCACCGGCCCCAAGCAGGGGAGACAGGGUCUCUGGUUCGCCAACCCCGGGGGGAGCAACAGCAUGCCGAGCCGGACCCACAGCUCCGUGCAGAGGACCCGCUCCCUGCCGGUUCACACCACGCCACAAACCAUGGUCAUGUUCCAGCAAGCCGAUCUUCAGCUUCCGGUGACGGAGCCGGACAUCAACAAUCGCCUCGAGUCUCUGUGUCUGAGUAUGACGGAGCACGCCUUGGCAGACGGUGCCGACCGCACAUCAACCAUAUGAAGCGAGGACCUGAGCGACGGCGCCGCUUCACGAGGCUCUCUCUCGAUAAGUCAGCUGGAGGUCACCGCCCCCCCACCCACCCCCCCGCCCCCCUUCUGUCUCUCCCCGCUCAACCAAAGGAUCAGACGGGAUCCGAGAAACACGAGAGAGAGCCGACCGUCCACCAGGUCGGGAACGAACACACCUGCUCCGCCAGCAUUGAGCCGCGUGUGAAGGGAGGCGCCGGCCUGUGGAUCAGGGCCCUCUGGUAGCGCGUGGCGUCCUUCAGACCCAGAUCAGGACCUCAGACCCCAAAACAAGACGGGAGGACUGAGCUCCCAGCGAGGAUCCUCGUGGAGCUCAAAGGCCUCUUUCCAAGUAUUGGCCGGCAAAAAAACCCACAUAAAAAACCCAUGUAUUUGUAUUGUAUGUAUUUAUUGUUUACAUAAUGAUGCUACUUUCAAAAGGGUACAGAAACAUGUUGGGAGUUCAGGUAUGAAUCGUGUCAUAUUCUGUCAAGUCCACCGGCUUUACGUCCCACGAGUAGCCAUCACGCUAGUUUACAACCAACGUGCUUUUCCUUUAUUUUAGCAGCAGGAGCUGGAGGAGGAGGAGGAGGAGGAGGAGGAGGAGGUAGAGCAGACGUGAGAGGAAGAGGUUGAGAAAGACACAGGAAGUAGCAAAAGAAAGAAACGAGCUGAGUUGACGCUGGAAAGGGAAGCGGAUGUUUUAAACGGGAGACAUCAGAGGCGGGACCUUUGAUGAAGACGAGGAGGAGGAGGAGGAUGAUGUGAGUGUGGGAGGAUGUGAGUUUGGUUUCAUGCCGUUCAUCAUGUGUGAACUCUUUGAAUUCAGAGCCCGUUCUUGGCACGAUACGUUGAAAAUGUUUUGUUGUUGUUGUUUUUUACACACUUAAUGGGCGAUGCAUUGGGCUUCGUCUCCUCGGCGCUCACGACUGAACCUCUUCCUCUGAGGGCGAUUGUGAAAUGUGGGAGCCGAUGGCAGGAAAACAAAGCCAACAGCGUUUGGUUUCCACUCCGAGUUGCAACACAGUCGAUCCAUGAAGGGGAGCCCCCCCCCUCCCCCCCUCCCCCGAGGUCGGCUGGUUGGUGCUCGCCGCCCCCUGCUGGUGGACCGCGGUCACGCACCACGAGGAGCGUUCCUGAGUUUUUUUUUCUUUUUUUAUUCUGAACCUCGUGGUUAUUUUGUGUCUUAAUAUUUAUCCUCAGUUUAUUGUGUCUGGAAUACAGACUUUUUAAAAGAAAGGUUUAUACGUAAAUAAGCUGGUUAGGAAGCUCUGACCCCUGAUUUAUUAUGUAGGGGUGAUUAUUAUUAUCAUUAUUAUUAUUAUUAUUAUUAUUGUUUAGAUUAUUUCAUUAGUUUGUUGCCAUCCUAUAGUCAACUUGUGUUGUAUCCUGCACUUGAGAUGAUAAUGUGAUACACUAAAAUCCCAAAUGUGCGAGAUGAAAGUGGAGCAGGAGAACCAGGCGGCCAUGUUGGAUCCCGACGCUCCUCUGUGACCUUCAAACACGUUGCAGUUUAAAAUCUCUUCUCAAAGGACCACCGUCUGCAUGUUUGAGCCCAUUUAUCAACAUCCCAUCUAUAUUUAUGUUUGUUUUUACAACCUCUCUCUAUUACAAUGAACUCCUGCCGUGUCCGUUUGUUUGUGUAAACAUUGCACCAACAAAUUAUGUUCCAAACCAUAAUGGAAACCUACAAGUUUGAUAAAAACGUAAUAUAUAAAAUCCAUAAAACUCCAGAUCACACUUUAAAUGAAGAGCCCUCCAGUGUGUGAGCUCCUCAGGCCGCCACAGGGAGUGAGUACGGAAGCCCGGAGCGGACAAACCAAACGCUGCAGACACUUUGUGUGGAGUUGGUCCUCUCCGGUGCGGUCUGUGACGUGACCACUAGAGGUCACUACACCUGACACGGCGUCUUCCAGAGGGCCUGAAACAUGCAGAGCUGAGGGUUCCUUUUACCGAGAGAGGGAGAACCGAGGGUUCCUUUUACCGAGAGCGGGAGAACCGAACCGCCAGGGCAGGAAAGAGACCGGAUGAAUCUGUACUUAAAGUAGACGCAAUUAUUUAUUCUGUCUUUUGGUUUUGUUUUUCAUUGCAGAGGUGAUGCUUGUACUCAUUUAGGUGUAUUCUUAUUUAAAGUACCAUAUGUAUUAACAUGUUAUGGCUGGUGACCAUACGUACAUCUCAAAUAUUAACAUAGUCCUUGUUGACUUUGACAAUUCUUCUGUCAUGUUGUUGUUGUUGUUGUUGUUGUUGUAACUAUCGAGGUGAAGCAGGGAUCUGAUCUGGAGUCUGAACUUGGUGCUGUGGGCGGUCCACCACCUCGUGGCUCUGGUCCUGAGGCGUGGGCUUUAGAUGCGUUCACUGUCUCGGCCUUUCGUGGGAUUUGUCGGCCCUAGGACACACGGGGCACCACCGGCCUGCAGUCGGAGGGGUCGCGACCUCUCGCUCUCGUUCAGUAUUCACUUUGAGUCGAAGCUCCUGGUGUUUCGGGACGCCGCCUCAAACCAAACGCUUCGUUCUUCUUCUUCUGUUUCUUUGUGAAUCCCGGAGCUUCGGACGCACUCUGCAGUAUUAACGUCAGACGGCGCCGCGAUAUUCCAAAACCACGUCCCGUGUUUCAGUGGAGACGCGUUUGGUUUCUUUGUUUUAUUUUUGUACAUCCAGCAGCGUCCGUUGUGUUGCCGCCUGACUGUGCUCCUUUAUCCACUUUUAUUUUAUCAAAGAGCCCAUGUCCUGUAUUGACUGCAGGCUUACGUAUAUAUUUGACAAAAGAAUAUUGUAUGUUUAAUAAUAAAAAAAUG
Molecule: messenger RNA, 5053 nt
Organism: Cyclopterus lumpus (lumpfish)
Lineage: Eukaryota; Metazoa; Chordata; Actinopteri; Perciformes; Cyclopteridae
Gene: samd4a
Product: sterile alpha motif domain containing 4A
Exons: 12
Coding region: 73-2250 (725 amino acids)
Biological process (GO): negative regulation of translation; nuclear-transcribed mRNA poly(A) tail shortening; regulation of mRNA stability
Cellular component (GO): P-body
Molecular function (GO): mRNA binding; translation repressor activity; protein binding
Source: RefSeq, a predicted model, not a curated record